Aspergillus tanneri is the source of this 2352-nucleotide messenger RNA. Its product is annotated as J domain-containing protein. NCBI's taxonomy places the organism in Eukaryota, Fungi, Ascomycota, Eurotiomycetes, Eurotiales, Aspergillaceae. Gene Ontology annotation, biological process: cristae formation. Bases 1 to 2352 code for a protein of 783 amino acids. The transcript is spliced from 4 exons. The record is from RefSeq and is a predicted model, not a curated record.
AUGCCAGACGACAACAACCUCCACCUCCACGGGGAGGCUCCCAACGCAAACCAACAUACACCGAAUGAUCACCGCCCAGAUUACGACGAUGCAGCAGCAGAAUACUCAAUGAUCAUGAACUAUCCCUCAGAAGCCGAUUACUAUGCCCUGCUAGGUCUAUCCCGCACGCCUCCGCCCACCGACGCGGAGAUCCGAUCCGCAUUCCGAUCUCUCACACUCAGCUUCCACCCGGACAAACAGCCCGCGGAAUGGCGCGACGCUGCGAUGCAGCAUUUCGACCGUAUCCGAGUCGCGUACGAGACUCUGGUCGAUCCUAAGAAACGGGUCGUCUAUGAUAUGUUGGGCGCCGAGGCAGUGCGUGAUGAAUGGGGGUUUCGUGGCUCCAUGGGGGAGUUUGGUGAGGCGCGGAAACAACAGGUUGGGGUUAAAGCCAUGACGCCAGAUCAGUUCCGAAAAUGGUUUUUGGAGAUGAUGAAGAGAAGGGAGAGGAGGGUCGUUAAUAGUAUGGUUAAUAGUAGGGGCUUGUUGUCUGUGGGUGUUGAUGCGUCUUCUAUGGUUUCGAUCGAUCAGGAGGAAGAGGUCGUGUUUUUCAACUUCGCGUCACCGCGACUGUCGAGUUUCGAACUUAAGUAUUCGUUCAAGACGCCGUUUCCGAGCCGACGGGUCUUGUUUGGUGAUGAUGAGAAGGAGGAUGAGAGAGACGAUCAUACGGAAAGUCCCUCCACGGAGGGAGAGUCUUCUCAGAAAGGAGACAGAUUGCCGUAUCAGCAGGAGAGUUUGGAUCUUGUGAUCGAGACGGGCGUUUCAGGCCUAUUUAGACGGGCAGUUAACAGGGUUGCGGUCACGAUGGAGGACGGUACUGAAGAAAUUCGAGAUAUUCCACGGCCGCCGCUGCCCGUCGCACAACAAGUGACCCUAGGGGCCAGUGUAAGCCGGGUCUUUGGAGAUGUUGCAAGCUCCAAGGGAAUCUUUAGUUGGCGACCAUUUUCUUUUCUCAGCAAUUCGGGAGUUACCCUGACUGCUAUGCUUUUGCCAGCCCCAUCCAUCCAAGCGAGAUUGGCCCGGAUGGUCAUGCCUGUUUCCGGCACCAAGCCUUUCCAUGUCGAUCUCACGACGACGUUCAAUCACUCGAUUGUGAAGGGCCCGCCUGUGCUCGGAGUCCAGGUGUUGAAGGAGAUUGGCAGAGGCAAGCACACGUUCUGCAAUUGGUCCAGCGGCAACCUCCCCUGGCCGGAAUUUCUCCAGGUAUUGCUGUCUCCGAUUGUUGACCUAGGCAUGGAUCUGGAAACGGCUCUUUCUCCACUAAACGAGGCGAGCCGGUUCCAGUUCGGCUUCCUGUCAGUUCCAAAAUCUCCUCUCCAAGCCGCUUCUUUGGACGAUGACGAGGAGGUGCAGGAAGACGAGGGUUAUAAGAUGGAGCGCGACAGGCAACGUGCAGAGGACAGAGCCGCCGAAUCAUGGCAGGUAGGCUUCAGUGCUAGUCCAAUGAGAAGCGGCCUGUCACUUAACUAUGCGCGUAACAUCUUCUCUGGGAAGGCCGCCACUGAUCUCGCGCUUUCGGAGUGGAGUUCCGAGGGUCAUUAUCAUUUGCCACCGGCGACGGAGCCGAAGUCCGUAAGAAUUGAAAUCCAAAGCACCAUCGGUCUGGACUUAUCCGUUGGUUGGAACAUCGAGGGAACUCGUCAAGUGGGCGAUCUCACUCGUAUAGGAUUGGGUGUUGGUGUGGAAUCCGGCCAUGGUCUGGCCAUGACGGUCUCAUGGGGCCGUCUCGGACAGAGAAUCAAACUCCCCAUCACUGUCAUGCCACUCGAGUCGGCUGACAACGAUAUAGCUGCGUUGAUGGUCAUUCUGCCAUGGCUGGCAUACUGUACCUGGGAAUUCGGGUUCAUUCGACCACGGGAGCGGAAGAACCGUCGACAAGUUAUAGCCCGGCGACAGAAACAGCUGAUGAAGUUGAUUCCCAAGAAAAAGGCACAGAGUUCGCAAGCCAUCAGUCUCAUGACUGAACAGGUGCAGCGGCGACAAGCCAAGGAAGCAGGACAGAGCGGCCUGGUUAUCACCAAGGCUGAAUAUGGUCACCAGCCUUUGAAGAAAAUAUCCAAGGGCAACAGCAGCAGUAGCAGGGAAUACGAAAUCAUCGAUGUCACCAUUCCGGUGGCUGCGUUGGUGGAUCACGGCCAACUCGUCAUCCCUAAGAAUAUGAUCAAGUUCCAUAUCCUUGGGUUCCAUGAUCCCGCACCUCUGUUGCCCAAGAAACUGAAGAUUUGGUAUACAUACCAUGGGAAGGAACAUUACGUGGAAGCGAAUGAUGGAGAGGGCAUUGCCUGUCCUAUGCGUUCGCAUUUACUUUGA